Messenger RNA from Dryobates pubescens (Downy woodpecker), 1631 nucleotides. RefSeq lists its product as uncharacterized. The transcript is spliced from 7 exons. The record is from RefSeq and is a predicted model, not a curated record. Bases 100 to 1281 code for a protein of 393 amino acids. NCBI's taxonomy places the organism in Eukaryota, Metazoa, Chordata, Aves, Piciformes, Picidae. Gene Ontology annotation, molecular function: DNA binding.
GGCGGGAACCCGGAAGUGGUGCCAGGGGGUGAGGAGGCGCAUGGAGGGGCCCUUAAAGGCUCGGGGUCCGGGGGCCGCUGUGCCCUGACCCUGGCACCAAUGGCCGACGGCGGGGCCGAGCCUUGGAACGAAGACAAGCACCCAGAGGACCCCCCAGCUCCCCAGCCCCCCACAGCCAGCCCGGGCCACGGCAGGACCCCGCAGCGCACCGAGGACACCUCCGCCAGGAAGAGACCUCGGCUGUGCCCGGGCACCCCCCCGGAGAGCCCGCGGGUGCCAGGGGGUGCCAGGGCAGGCUGGGGGCCGCGGGCAGGCAGGGUGACAGGGCUGUACGCCCGGCUGCUGCGGGAGCUGGAGGCAGAGGUGGCCGAGCUGCAGCGGGCGCUGGCGGCCCGGGACGAGGCCGUCCUGCACCGGGACCGCCGCAUCCGGCAGCUGGAGCUGGAGAACCGGCAGCUGCGGAGCCACGUCCGGAGCCUGGAGGAGGAGAACGAUCUGCUGUCCUCCGGGGACGGGCAGGGGGCAGCCGUCACCACCGCUGCCGCUGCUGCCACCGCUCCCACUGCUGCCACCAGGACCUUGCUGACUUCGGGCAGCGGCUGCCUUGGUGUCAGUGACAGCAACAUUCAGUUCCUCAAGGGCCUCUUGGGGCUGCUGGAGAGUGACAGCACAGCUCAGGUUGGGGGGCUCCAGCCCUUCUCUGCUGCCAGCCCUGGGGAGCAGGGCUGUGCCCCAGCCGACGUCCCCAGGAGUCCCCUGGCCUGGCAGCUGCGGGCAGGGCUGCCUGGUGGCUUCCCCCCGUCCCUGGGCACCGAGGAGAGGGCUGGCAGCCCGACCCUGCUGACCACCAGCAGCUGCCUCUGGGAGGAGAGCGUGGGGGACACGCUGCCCGACGGCACCCCGCUCUGGGCAUCGCCUGUCGAGGAGAACGGCAGACCCAAGCUGGAGCUGGUGCCCAACUCGGGGGUCUACAUCACCCACCCCCAGCUGGAUGACCUCUCCCAGGUGUCCACGGAGAAGCCCAAGCUGAUGACCAGGCGCCUGCUGGGCUACUUCUUCUCGCGGGAGACGCUGGCGCGCUCCUCGGCCGCGGGGCAGCGGACUGCCCACAACAACCCCAGCAUGGAGCGGCCUCUGCGCCUGCCCGUGCCCGUGGUCACUGCCAUCAAGGAGUAUGUCACCAAGAUGUGUGGCCGUGGCUGCAACUUCAACGCCGUCAUCAACAGCAAGUGUGGCACCUCCCGGAGGGCUGUCAGGAAGAGGAGGGUGAAGAUGGAGUGAGCUGAGCCCCACAGGGUGACCACAGCCCCUGGGCCACAGGGUAGGGACAAGCCCAGAGCCCUCCAGCGCUGCAGGCUGGGAGAAGGGACGAGGAGGGCCCCAGCAGGGCUGGGAGGAUCAUCCCCAUCCACCCCCCCCCCCCAGAGAGCAGCUGGAUCAGAGCCCAGGGGCAGGACAGGAGCCAGGGAGGUGCCAGUGCCCUGGGGGCAGUGUUGUGGUGCCAGGGGCAGAGCUGCUCCCUCACACACAGCCACAGAAGGGUAGGGGUUGGGAGGGACCCUCUGCAGAGCACCCAGCCCAAGCCCCCUGCCCAGGCAGAGCCACCCAGGGAAGGUCACUCAGGAGCACAU